This is a messenger RNA of Danio aesculapii, 2971 nucleotides long. It is a transcript of the gene sez6a, whose product is annotated as seizure related 6 homolog a. Gene Ontology annotation, cellular component: dendritic shaft; neuronal cell body; dendritic spine. Gene Ontology annotation, biological process: synapse maturation; regulation of dendrite development. The transcript is spliced from 16 exons. Bases 26 to 2971 code for a protein of 981 amino acids. Lineage: Eukaryota; Metazoa; Chordata; Actinopteri; Cypriniformes; Danionidae. The record is from RefSeq and is a predicted model, not a curated record.
GUGUGUUGUGAGGAGUCGUUUCAGUAUGUGCGUGAGGAUCGAUCUCCAAACGGACCGGCUCUUUCUGCUGCUCGUACUGAGUCUUUCAGUGAUUUACACGAGCUGUCAAGAGAAUGGAACUGUACAAACCUGGAGAGGAGGAGAAUCAGAAUUGGAGAGAGAGUAUGACCAUUUCACCAGCAAACAAGAGCCACCAACUGAAGUUCAGCAGCUUACGACAGAUGCAGUACCAAUCCUCCCUAACCUAAGAUUGCUCAAACUCCACUCGGCUCUGCUGACCAAGAGCUUUGAGGGAGAUCAGCAUUUCUUUAAAGAGGUACCCCACACCAUACCCACAGUCUCUACCUCCAUAUCCAACACUGAACAUUCAUAUCUGGUGCCUCGGGAGGAUGCAGCAGCUUACUCUGACCUUGCAACUACACUGACCAUGACUGUGACAACGCCUGUGGAACAGAGACAGUCCGGCAAAAGCCAAAGUAGAGCAUCGGAGAAGAUGCUAUUUACCUCUCAACCUCUCACAAACCCCACCAUUCCAACCAGCACUCCCACAAGGACCAGUCAAAAGACAACUCUCACCACAAUGACAAGGAGGGCCUAUAGCAAAGAAACUACAUUGCAACCAUUGUUUCUGUCAACAUCACCUAAGAAAGAACAACGAAGGCCAGAGGAGAAAACCACGCCAGGAUACUUCUCUGAGAUAACUCCAGCUCAGUGCGAUAUGAACUACACAGACGCUGAGGGUUAUAUUGAACUCCCUCCGGAUGCCUCAUUUGAUUCCCACAUGCAUUGCACCUGCCUGGUUACUGUAUAUCUGGGUUAUGGCAUUGAGAUUCAGGUGCUGAACAUUAGUUUGGAUGAUGGGAUGGAGGCAGUUCUGGAGGAUUUGGGUGGACCAGUGACCUCUAUUCUGGCCAACAGCUCAGGGUUAUCCAGGGGUCUGGUGCUGCGGAGCUCUAGUAACCAGAUCUCAGUACAGUUUAGCAGUGAACGAGCCACUCAGCCCGGGUUAUUACUUCUGCGGUACAGAGCCUUUGCCCUGACCUGUGCAUCUCCAACUACCCCUGAUAAUGGUGAAGUGUCAGUCACUGGUCUUCAUGUGGGGGGCGUGGCCUAUUUCUCAUGUCUGAUUGGCUAUCAGCUCCUGGGCCCUGCCUCCCUGACAUGCCGAAAUGCCACAACACCAUACUGGAGUGGCAGAGAGCCCAGGUGCCAAGUUGCUUGUGGGGGGAUGAUGAGAAAUGCCACUCAGGGCCGUGUGAUCUCUCCGGGCUUUCCUGGAAACUACAGCAACAAUCUGACAUGUCACUGGAUACUGGAGGCUCCCGGAGGCCAUCGGCUACACAUUCACUUUGAGAAAGUGGCCCUGGCUGAGGAUGAUGACAGGCUCCUCAUAAAGGACGGCAGUAACAUUGACUCUCCUCCACUAUAUGACUCGUACGCAGUGGAGUAUCUGCCUGCUGAAGGAGUCACCAGCACCGGGCAGCAUCUGUUUAUUGAAUUCACCAGUGAUGAGAUGGGCACGUGCACUGGCGCUGCCAUCCGAUAUGAAGCAUUUUCUCAGGGCAGCUGUUACGAGCCAUUUGUGAAAUAUGGAAAUUUCUCUACAACUGAUCCUGCGUUUGGAGUUGGCUCUGUGGUGGAGUUCACCUGUGAGCCGGGAUACACGUUGGAGCAGGGCGCUGUGAUUUUAGAGUGCGUAAAUGAAGAAAAUCCACAAUGGAAUGAGACAGAACCAGCUUGCCGAGCGGUGUGCAGUGGAGAAAUAACGGAUUCGGCAGGUGUGGUUCUUUCUCCAAACUGGCCUGAAGCAUAUGACAAAGGUCAGGAUUGUAUCUGGGGUCUGCAUGUGGAAGAGGACAAGAGAUUCAUGCUGGACGUCCAGGUUCUUCAUCUGGGGAAGAAUGACCUGCUAACCUUUUAUGAUGGUGAUGACCUAACAGCCAACAUCCUAGGCCAGUACAGCGGUUUCCUCCCUCGGUUCAGACUCUACACCUCCACGGCUGAUGUGACCAUCCAGUUUCAGUCUGAUCCAGCAUCCAAUGUCUACGGAUACAACAACGGCUUUGUAGUUCAUUUCUUUGAAGUGGCACGUAACGACACUUGUGCGGAGCUGCCAGAAAUCCUGAAUGGCUGGAAGAGCACAUCUCACCCUGACCUGACCCAUGGCACAGUUAUUACCUAUCAGUGUUACCCAGGCUUCCGGCUGCAGGGUUCAGAGAUCCUAAUGUGUCAGUGGGAUCUGACGUGGAGCGGAGACGUGCCCCUCUGUGAGAAGAUUAUGUCAUGUGAGGAUCCAGGACUGGUGGAAAACAGCCGCAGAAUGGUAACCGACUCUCGCUAUGCUGUGGGAUCGUCUAUCGAGUACAUCUGCAACAAAGGAUAUUCGCUUUCUGGCCCUGGAGUGCUAAUCUGCUAUGGCAGAGAGACUGCAGUCCCAAAGUGGAGUGAAAAACUGCCCAAAUGUGUCCCUGAGAGAUAUGAGCCAUGCAGUAAUCCUGGUGCUCCCUCUACGGCCAUCCAGAGUUCAGAGAAAGCCUUCUUCCAGGCAGGAGAGACCCUGAGCUUCACCUGCAGGGCGGGUUAUGUGCUUCAGGGUGAAGCUACUGUCCACUGCCUACCUGGUCAUCCGUCUGAGUGGAGCGCUGCGCCCCCUAUGUGCAGAGCUUCCUCAAGAAACACUGAACAACACAGACUGAACGCUGCUGAUUCAGAGUUUGAUGUGGAAGGCGUGAACAUUGCCAUCGCGGUUCUGAUCCCUGUGGCAGUGGUGCUGAUGCUGCUCUUGAUGGUUUUUCUCUGUAUCUCAAUAGCUCAAAGUAAGAGUCUUCAGCUCCCCGGGUCAUCUUCUCCACCGUACGACAACAUGACUGAAGAAUCUGCCUUUGAUAACCCUGUGUAUGAGACGGGAGUAAGUAUGGAUGCCAUGAACCUGAGAGACGUGGCUUCAAACAACACCAUCGUCCUGUCUUGA